Cuscuta europaea is the source of this 2055-nucleotide messenger RNA. The record is from the annotation of a GenBank genome assembly. NCBI's taxonomy places the organism in Eukaryota, Viridiplantae, Streptophyta, Magnoliopsida, Solanales, Convolvulaceae.
AUCCUCUCUUUCUUCCACAUGGAUCCAGUUUGGAGCUCCAUUUUUCUCCUCAACUCCGACGGACGGCGGACAAUAGAUGGCGGUUGUCGUAGAUCUGAGGCUAGGGGGUGGAGAUGGCGGCGAAGAUGGUGGUGGUGGUGGCGGCGUCAAGCGACAGCGGAGACCGGCGGCGUCCGACGACGGUGAAGACUGGCGGUGUCCAGCGACGGCAUAGAUUGGCGGCGUCCGGCGGCGGCAACGUCCGGCAUCUGGCGGCGGCGUCAAGUGGCGGCAUAGGGCGGUGGUUAGGGGCGGCGGUUACUGGUGCAGGUACUGCCCCUGGAUGGUGCCGACGGUAAGUUGUGGUUGGGGAAGGAAAAAUACGUUGUUGACUUGUGUAAUGCAUUAAUUAGUUUAUUAUUCUAUUUUGUAUUUUUACUAAAUAAGUUUGACUAUUCAUUAAAGGCAUUUUUGUCCCUUACUUAUAAUUUCCGUAUGGCAAACUACACUCUUAGAUAGGAGUCCUACUUUUGCAUAUUUAAUAAGUUUUACUCCUAAAUUGGGAAUUUUCUCAAAGAUAUAAGGUUUUAGAAACCUGAAAUUUGUUAAAGAAAAACAGCGAUGGCUCACCGGUGGCUAAACUUAAAAUCUGAAAACCAGUGCCCCAAACUAUCGUUUCCUCUUCCACUCACAAGGAACACGGUAUUCUUAGCAUCUUCGCACAAUGCACUAAUCACUGAUAUGAUUUGUUGAUUAGGAAUUUUAUUGAUGGUGGUUUGAGGCAUGACCGUCCCAUCAUAGUCCAACAAAAUAGCUCUGUUUUUUGCUCUCGAGUUAGAGGAAGCAAUCGCGUUGACCGAGAGCUUCCUGAAAUUUGGGUCGAGCGCCACCACCCUAAACCCAAAACGCAGACCCAUCCCACAACACCGUUGCCUGAAAUGGUCUUUGCAACUCCUCUCCAGAUCUUGGAAGAAGGCAGGUAUCGGGAAGGUAUGGGAAGGACAACUACAAACGAGCUGAAUGAAUAAGUCCAGAAAGGUUGCUUAAGACGAAUAACUUCCGCAACGAUCAAUCUCUUCCGCAGCGACCGUGUCUUCUUCUUCCGUUCUCCGUGUUAAUGGAAUCCAUCGUGCGGUGACAGCGUCUCAAUGGGAAGUCGUUCGGCUUCAAAAUCCCCUUCCACAUUGCAUCCUUUCUCGUCACCUCUUGCUAUUCGGAUCUAAUACAAUUGGGAGGUCAGAAGUUGUGGAAGCUAAGGCCGGGAAGGGUUCAACCACACUCUCGAUGGCAUAUGUUGGGGCCAUAUUUGCAUAUGCUUGCUUGAAAGAAUUGAAUGGAGAUCCUGAUGUUGUUGAAUGUUCCUUUGCACAUUCAACCAUAACUGAACUUCCUUUCAUUGCAUUCAAGGUGAGACUUGGAAAAAAUGGUGUGGAAGAAGUCCUAGGGUUGGGUUUGCCUGUCUGACUUCGAGAAGGAAGGACUGGAAAAACUAAAGCCUGAGAUUACUCUAUUGUGCAGGGAAUCAAGUUUUUCGGCUGUUUGUGGAAUGAUGCUUUCUGGAAGUCAUAUGUUCCAGAUUAGAAGGUUUGAUUUGUAACCAUUCCUAUUCCAUUGAUUAUAGAUAAUGUCAUCAUCAACAACCCACAUCUCAAAUUAUUGCAGAACUUAUAAAAUUUUGAUAUUAUUAGAAUUCUAAUAAUAUAGUGUUGACAUGAAUAGAGAUUAUGGUGUGACGCUGAACAAGCUAAAGAAGACUCUUGCUCCUAGAGAUAAUUUGGUUUUUGUCUCAAAUCGGCAUGAGAGAAUCAUUCAUGUAGCAAGAACAGUUUUUCCACACGCUGAACGUGGAUACGGUGAUCAACACAUUUUAGGCAAUAUUAGAGCAAAAUUUAUAGGAUCUACUACUGGUUUGGAAAGUUUGGUUAGUGACAACGUUGUUCACGGUGUAAGAAUUAAGAAAGGUCAACACAAUAAGAAGUCUUGCAGGAAUCCUAUCGCGAUCCGUAGUUCUUAGUUUGAUAAUAUUUUAUGGAUUUAGUUUUUUAUUUUCCUAGAAUAACAGUUGAUUUGUUGGCA